Molecule: messenger RNA, 2535 nt
Organism: Micropterus salmoides (largemouth bass)
Lineage: Eukaryota; Metazoa; Chordata; Actinopteri; Centrarchiformes; Centrarchidae
Gene: cep41
Product: centrosomal protein 41
Exons: 11
Coding region: 66-1172 (368 amino acids)
Biological process (GO): cilium assembly; protein polyglutamylation
Cellular component (GO): ciliary basal body
Source: RefSeq, a predicted model, not a curated record
ACUGACAAAUCAGCACCGAGAUUGUUAAACUUGGAAAUUGAUGUUUGGCAUUUCGGUUUGAAAAGAUGUCGCUCAAUCGGGGCAUCGGCAAUGUGGAGUACAUGAAAAAAAGGAUACCGAAAAACGCUAAGUAUCAACAUGUCAGAACGAGGCUGGACACAGGAUGCAGCCUUACAAAGUAUAUGGAAAAAUUGGAGGAGAUCAAAAAAAAUUAUAGGUAUCGAAAAGAUGAAAUCUUCAAGCGGUUAAAGGUGACAACGUUUGCACAACUGAUACUUCAGGUAGCCUCCGUUUCAGACCUGAAUGAAAGUGAUGACGGCGAAUCACACGGCCCAGAAGACGGUCUGUCAGUGGUGUCUGAUGCAGACCUAGAGUGUCUGUCUGAACACACCAAUGGCUCCCCUCAGGCAUCACCUGUUUCAGAUCGCCAGGAUGCAGGAGACACCAGGGAAAACUGCUACACUGCCAGAUCAACACUGCUAAGUGUUAUUAGUGGCGUGGGAGAGUUGAAUCUCGAAAGGAACAAUCACAACAUGGAGUCUCUGUUUAAACCUGAGCCGGCUGACAGGCCCUACACAGACUGCCCUUACCUGCUGCUGGACGUACGGGACCGUGACCAAUACGACCACUGCCACAUCAUCAGCGCACACAGUUUUCCCAUUGCCAUGCUAUCUCGAACAAUGAACCCCUACACCAAAGAAGUGCUGGCAUAUAAAAAUGCAGCUGGGAAGAUCAUCAUCGUGUAUGAUGAGGAUGAGAGAAUAGCCAGCCAGGCGGCCACAACCAUGUGUGAACGAGGAUUUGAGAAUCUGUUUAUGCUGUCUGGAGGUCUCAAGGUAAUCGGUCAGAAAUUUCCAGAAGGGCUAACAACAGGCUCCAUCCCGCCUUCAUGCUUGUCCUCUCCUGCAUCAGUGAAGAGGAAGAAGAGCUCUGUGCCGCAGCAGCCAUCACAGGCAGCAGAGCAAAGGUGGCGGUUUACAUCGGACGAGCUCGCCAAGGUCCAGGAGCAGAUGGAAGAGAUGCUGAUCUCCAGUAACUCCAACAGCCGCAUGUCCAGCCGUAUAUCAACCAGCAGCUCCCAGUCUAAAGCGUCCAGCGCUCGGAGACGACAGAGUUCCUCUACAACUGGGAGGGACAGCGCCAGGGUUCAGAGCAGUAGACCGUGGAAAUAACUCUAUCUCCCCCUUGUUAACCACACAGAUAAACAAACAAACAAACAAACAAACAUACCUCUAACAAGUCCAUUUAUUUUAGGUUACAUUUCUCUGCUCCAUAAAGAGACACACAUCUGAUACCAGUCUACAAAAUAAUCCUACAUAUGUAUACAGACAUGUGUAGGAUUAUUAGUUUCCAAUAUUGGAAAUUACACACACCUUGGGAAAAGUAAUUAACACCACACAGAAACAAUAACCAAAAUCAUUCAAACUCAAAUUAAGAUCCAUGGAUAGAACAUUAUCACAUUUACAAAUGAAAAACAUGUUCGUACAAAAGGAACUUUAAUUUCAGACUCAUUGGUAACCAGUGUAAUACUGCACUCUUCACCUCUGGAUUUAUAUGAAACUGUAGCAUUUUCCCCUUAAUGUUUUUGGUUGAUAAUAUAUGUAAUAAAUUGUUUAUAUUUGAAUGUUGCCUCAUCUGUGAACCUGAAAGCUGAUGGAUCUUUUUGCACUCAAAUGAAUUUUUCAUGUAACACUAUUCUCACCUGUUGUUUUUCACCAGCUGAUGAACCUGUGCAGAUUCACACCGUGGAUAUAAUAGUUUGCUUUUUUAACGUUAUGUCUAAAAAUGUCCUGUUUAGCUCCAUCAGUAUGACAGCCACCAAAUAAAUGACAUUCCUAAAAAUCAUACAAUUUCUUUUUGCUGGAGACAGAAUAUUUGAAUGUUGAUCUGACAGAAAGGAUAUUCUGGAAGGAAUCUUUGUAUUACAUAAGAUGUCAUUUAGAUAAAUAAUGUUACAGAGCUUGAUCCAUUUUGUAAAAUUAAGAAACGUGCUGUAUUUUUGUCAUUUUCUCCAUGUUGUCAUGGUGUCUUAUUGUGAUUCCUGAACUGAAAGUGUAUCAACAGCCUUUAUGUGCAACGUUUUCGUCCGCUUAUGCUGUUACUUGACUGAUUUUAUUUGUGUGUGUCUGUGUCUGCGUGUGUGUGUCUGCAUCAAAGUACUGUAGAUUGUGAUCAUUACACAAACAGAUUGGUUGAAACCUUCAUACAAAUUUCAUAAUACAAAAUGUCAUAAUACAAAAUUGCUGUGUCACUAAAGGAAGGAAAUGGGCAUUUUUUCAUAGCUGUAACCCACAGUUGCAUUUGAAAAACAGUAUUGCUAAUAUCCUGUUUUGUUAGCAUGGUAAUGACUGGCAUGGUUCUUGGUCAACUUUCCCUGGUUACACUAACACGGCCUAUGAAUGAAAAUGGAAUGACUGCAGCUCUUUUUUUUUUUUUUGAUUAAUCAUAUUUCACCAUCAGUCUUAACUGACAUUAACGAUCUGAUCACAUGAUUUGUUUGUAAAUGAAUGUCAAAUAAAGUGUAAAGUGCUGUAG